CAAGUGAUACCUUUUUCUUCUAAAUGUGGUACUUCAAUGAAUCUGCAUGUAAAUACGCAUGCGCGAGAAAGUGUCCCGAUAGCAACACUGUGCGCAUACUUCAAUCUUCAAAUGUACGUACUUAAAAAAGAGUGUGGAGGUUAAGUUGAGUCGUUUACACGUGUGUAGCCGUCUAGUGGAAAAAUGGCUGGAAAAAGUUUAGCUGACACAAUAAAUACUUUAAUUACGACCAAACCGGACUUCGGUUCAGAUGAAGAAUCGGAGGAUACGAAGGCAAAAGUAGUAGAACCUUAUAAUGAGAGCGAUGCCUCGGACAAUGAAUUCCGGACGUCUAAAAUUCGCAAACAGAAUAUCGAUACCUUGGAUAAAGUGGAUAAAAGAUAUGCUGGUAAAAAGGUUUCGAGGAAAGAUAUAUACAGCGAAGAUGAAGACAAUGACAUGAGUGAAGAUGUUGAAAAUGAAGAGAUAGAUGAUACAUUGGAGCAAAGUGAUGAUUCAUAUAGCGAUGAUGAAAUAGAUUCAGAAUUGGAUCCUGCAGAUUCAAAACAAGGAUCAGAAGAUAUAUCUGAUUCAGAGGAACAAGAUGGUUAUGACGGGGACAUCAGUAAUCCAGUUUACAAACAAAAAGAGUUUACUAUUAAAACGAUGUCUGAGACAAAUGUUAAAGCUGAGAUAGAGAAAGGCAAUUGUGUUAAAAAUCAGCUGAAGUUGUGGGAAAAUUUUCUAGAAAUGCGAAUAAAGUUACAGAAAUGUAUUGUAAUUAGUAAUCAAAUGCCACAAUAUGACACACAUAAGGAACUCAGAUCAAAUAUAGAUUUUGUGAAGAAAGUUGAUGAAACUAAAAGCAAACUGACCUUGAUCAUUGAUAAUAUGAUACUAUUAAAAGAUCUGUUGUUGAAACAAUAUCCUGAAACAAAAUGUUUGUGUAUUGAUUCUAAGAUGAAAAAGAUUGACGAGAAUAAAAAUAAAAAUAUAAAUAUGGAUGAUUCAAUAGAUGAAGAAAUACCUUCUGAUACUGAAGAUGAAUUAGAAAAUGGAAAGAAUUCAUCCAGCAAUGAAGAUAUAGGAACAGUUGAAGAACCAGUGCCUCGGAAACGUUUGAAAUAUAACAACAUCCAGAAAGUUUUACAAGAAAAUCAUGAUUCCUACAAAGCGUAUAGGGACUCUGUUAUAAAAAAGUGGAACGACAAAACGCGAAUUGCCAUAAGCUCACUGAAGGGAUCUGGUCAAACUACUUUGAAACAAAUUGAAUUUGCUAUGAGCGAUAUGAACAAGCUACGAAAGAAAACUCAACUGAAACGUUCUGAGUACAAUAUUAUUGGCAAAUCUUCGUCGAGUGAAAACAAUGACGGCAAAAAAAUUCAAGAGAAUGAUCCAGAAAUUUAUGACGACGACGAUUUUUAUCAUCAGCUGUUGAGAGAUCUAAUAGAAUAUAAAUCAUCAGACGUAACAGAUCCCAUACAACUCAGUAAACAAUGGAUUCAGCUACAGAAUAUGCGUAGAAAAAUGAAGAGAAAAGUCGAUACUCGCGCGACGAAGGGUAGAAGAGUGCGAUACAAUAUUCACAAUAAAUUAGUUAAUUUCAUGGCACCCAUUACAGUAUACAACACGUGGACAGACAAUGCGAAAAACGAACUCUACAAUUCACUAUUCGGUAAAAUAAAACCGACGGAAGAGCAAAUAAAGCAGUAAUUGUAUACAAAGUAUAGCAUGUAAUUUUACUAUUAUUAAUUUUACUAUUAAAAUAAAUUACAAAUAUAUUAGAGUAAUAUCAGAGAAUAUAUUAGAAUUUAUAUAUCGUGUAUAUAUUGAUAAAUAAAUUUUAUUAUGUAUCUGUCUCCAUAAUUGUGAAUAAUUCAUCUUACCUUUUUAGCAAAUAUAAUAUAUCUGUUAUACAACUUUUCAAAAGGCUAUGUAUUAUAAACGUGAUAUAAUUUUAGAAUAAAAACAUUUCUUGCAUUUC
Messenger RNA from Pogonomyrmex barbatus (red harvester ant), 1963 nucleotides. RefSeq names its product Apoptosis antagonizing transcription factor (gene Aatf). Gene Ontology annotation, biological process: regulation of transcription by RNA polymerase II. NCBI's taxonomy places the organism in Eukaryota, Metazoa, Arthropoda, Insecta, Hymenoptera, Formicidae. Gene Ontology annotation, cellular component: nucleus; nucleolus. The record is from RefSeq and is a predicted model, not a curated record.